CAAACACAAAGGCAGCUAGCUCGCGCUCAGGCUCUGGCGCAUAUAACUGAGCUUCAAGGGGUGGCGGGUGGCGCCUUCUUAACAUCGGUGCCACCACCAAACUACCCAUUAUAUCACGAUGGUAAGCAAUAACACAUCUUUACUUAUUACUUACUACUAUUUUACUAUGCUUAGAACAGUUCACUGUAAGUGUAAUAUACCCAUUCACAUGGAAAGCACCGGGCCGAGCACAUAUCAACAAGUGCAGCUCGUGUCAGGUACACCGCGCCCCGCGGAGAGCCCUCCUUUCACUACGCGUGUAUAAACAUGUGGCCGUUUUGUUCAUUUUUGAUGCAAUACAAUCACUAAAACUUCUUUGAAGUCUUAGUACUGACCGCUCAUUUGUAAGAGAGUGAUUCCAUUCAGGCUGGAGACAUUCAUACAACGACACCAAAUGUUAUCUGAAAUGAAAAUCCCUUAACAUAGUUCGGUUGACGAUGCCUUGAAUAUUUACUUAUCUACUAGGAAAUAUAUUUUAUUACUAAAUCACCUAUAAACAUUAAUUAUUCUAUUAACAAUAUCCUGUUGUUCUCAGGCGACAAUUAUUAUCAUCAGCAACGGCCGAUCCUCGGCUACAAUCCAUUUCUAAAUGGGCCGCCAUUCUUUUAUGGCUUGAACCAGUACAAUGCACCUCCAAGCUAUCAUAUAACAGCACCUUACGAAGUGGCCCCGGACCAUACACGAGUCUAUCAGUUGACAAAUGACUAUACCAGUGGGUAUAACGAAGAAUAUCAGCUCCCGCCUCGCAAUGGUAAUCCUCGAUCUAGUCACAACAAUUAUCACAACCAAAUUUUACCGCCGAUUUAUGCGGACGCGGGUUAUGGGGGAAUCCCUAACAAUUCCAUGAUCUCACAUGUAUACGGGACUGAUUUCCAAGAGGUGAACGAAACUGACUUUAGUCGGCGCGGUCUGCUCCACCUGCCCUCACAAAACUCCUUCGGCGUCGACGAUCAGCUGCCCAGUAUGACCGCCUGGUCGCUGGGGUAUAAUGCGGAUGAAGUCCAGCCUGCUCCUUAUGUGGAAAAUCAUAGUACCCUUCCACAGCAGGAAUUAACAGACAGAGUAUGGAGCGACGCUGGAAACCAUGCCCGUCUACCGGAGAUACCACCCGUAGAAAAUACGAUGCCAUACAACGUGCCGCUUCUUGAUUUUACAAGUUCUGUUCCACCCCCAAUACACAUGCCACCUCAGUCGUCUCACGUCUGGGUACCACAAGCACCACCCCCAGUGGCACCAAUGCCAACUACAACUCAGCAACUACCAGCCUGUCGUCCGCGGGUAAGGAACUUCUUUUUUAGUUUGAAAUAUGAUUUGGACCAGCCUAGAAUAAGGUCACUAAACAUUUAG
Messenger RNA from Trichoplusia ni (cabbage looper), 1386 nucleotides. RefSeq lists its product as uncharacterized. The transcript has 2 exons. Bases 883 to 1386 code for a protein of 167 amino acids. Lineage: Eukaryota; Metazoa; Arthropoda; Insecta; Lepidoptera; Noctuidae. The record is from RefSeq and is a predicted model, not a curated record.